Molecule: messenger RNA, 231 nt
Organism: Chondrus crispus (carragheen)
Lineage: Eukaryota; Rhodophyta; Florideophyceae; Gigartinales; Gigartinaceae
Exons: 1
Coding region: 1-231 (76 amino acids)
Source: RefSeq, a predicted model, not a curated record
AUGGUACAGUAUCUCUACUCUACGCACUCAACAAAGCAAAACGUGGAGUCUGCAUCUUGCAAGUCACUUUGUCGCACACUCGCGUCUUGGCCUUGGCAUCUACUCUGCCGUCUGUACCAGGACGGCUGCAUCUCUGGUGGCAGGUCCGAGCGCGCAGAGAGGUUGUAUUCCUCGCUUCCACCCUCCUUGCAUGACAGAAUUGCCCAAAUAUGUCGCAGUCCAGUGCAAUGA